AUGGCAGCUGGUGGUAAGAAGGCGAAAGCCAAGGACAAGAGUAGCAAGGCUGCUUCCAAACAGAAGAAUAAGAAGACCAAGAGCCCAGAAGCUACAGAUGAUCAGACGACAACUGAAACCCCUAUGCCUGGUAGCCCAGACUUAGUGGCGCAAGAUCAGAAACCUGUCGAACAAGUACCGGAGCCUGUACAUGAACCGGCUGUACAGCCUGAGCAGUCUGAGCAACCCGAACAACCUGAACACGCUGAACAACCUUCAGUAUUGGACUAUCUAGACGAACAGUCUGAGCAACCCGAACAAACCAAACAACCUGAACACGCUGGACAGCCUUCAGCGUUGGACUAUCUAGACGAACAGUCUGAGCAACCCGAACAAACCAAACAACCUGAACACGCUGGACAGCCUUCAGCGUUGGACUAUUUAGACGAACAGUCUGAGCAACCCGAAGAAACCAGACAACCUGAAAACGCUGAACAACCUUCAGUAUUGGACUAUCUAGACGAACACUCUGAGCAACCCGAGCAAUCCAAAGAACCUGAACACGCUGAACAACCUUCAGCGUUGGACUAUUUAGACGGGCAGUCUGAGCAACCCGAGCAAAUCAAAGAACCUGAACACGCUGAACAGCCUUCAGCUUUGGACUAUCUAGACGAAGCCUCUCCAGCAGCAACGCCACUCCCUCCAUCACCACUGCCGCAGGAAAAAGCACUUGGUAAUGCGGAACUGGAACAGAUUGUCACUCAGUCACUGGAACCUGACACAAAUCAACCCGCUGUGAACAGCGAUACGCCAGAGGCUGGUCUACCUGUGCUUAACGACGAAGAAUCUCACGAGCCUGUCGUUGAGGUCGAAGAGCAGUCGCUACCCAAAGAAGAUAGUGUUCCUGUCGAGCAUUUGGAACCUAAAGAGAAAACGCCAACUCUGUCUUCUACCUCAUUUGCUCCAUUCUCCCCUGUGCCUACCCAGGUACCCCUGCCAUCGCCUUCUCUGACCGAAGCACGGUUUAUGUCAAGCCCUUCACCAGAUAAUUAUUAUUAUUCUGGAUAUUCUGCAUCGCCGGCGCUUGUUCCAUACGCUUCGCACGCUUCGCCAUACGUUUCCCAAUCUCCAUACGCCUCGCCCUACGCAUCACCCUUCGCCUCGCCCUACGCCUCGCCUUACGCCUCACCGGUGCCCAAAGUCAGCAGCCCUCUCGCUCGCUCCCAUUACCCUUAUAUGCCUCCUGUUAUGUCACCUACCGCAACUCCUCCACCACCUCUCGCCCCGGCAGCCCCUGUAGCUCCUACCGCCCCUGCUGUACCUACAAUUGCCUCGAGAGCACCAUCGAUUACUCAAAGCUACGGAACGGCUGCCCACUCCCCAGUCAUGAGCUCAGCAAGUGCUGUUUCUCCAUACACUCAUCCAGCCUAUCCUUAUUACCCUCCAGAGGGCCACUCUAUGCAACGGAGCUACAGCAUUAGCGACUCCUCACCGUACGCUGCGUCUUUCCAGGCUAUCCGUGACCUCGGCUUAGGCAACGCCAAACCGACUGAGAAUGGCUCUCCAUCGCCACCAGAUAGUGACGCCGAGCACACAGAGCUUCUUCACCGAAUUCAAUCUGCACUUCCCGAUAUCAACCGCCUUCUGCAUGGGUUUAAGGCUACCCAUAGCAAACUCUCAAGCCGAGAGGCGGAGAUGAAGCAGAUUGGAAAUCAACAUGAACAAGCUUUGCUGCACAAAGAUUUCUAUAUUGAGGCGUUGCAGUCGCAAAUGAAGAAGACGGCCGCUGAAAGUGCCGAAGAGGGUGCAAAGUUGAGAAAUACCAUCAACGAGCUGCGAAUGGAACUGGGAAGUUUACAAGAAAAGCAGAAAGACCUCGAGGAUGGUCUGGCUAUCCAUCAAAGGUCGAACGAGGAACUCUCAGAGUCCAAAGUUGAACUUGAAGCGGAGAUUGCCAAACUCAACACCACAAUCCAAGAGACCCAAGAUGCGCAUGCGAAAGAGAUGGAGGAUCAGAAAGAGGAGCAUGCAAAUGCGCUUAUUACCCAGAAGCAGGAGCUGACCGAGCUUUUUGAAGAGAUCAAGAGUGAAGACGAGAAAGCAGCCAACGACACUUUGGAGGCACGUGAGAAGGAACUUCGCGAUGAACAUGAUGCCCACAAGGCAGAGUGGGAAACCGAAAAUGGGAAUUUGCAGCAGUCUAUCGAGGCCCACCGCAAUGAACUCGAAGCCACGAAUGCCGAAUUGGCUUCUAAGGUCGCUGAGCUGGAAUCUAAGGAAACUGAAAUACAGACCCAGUUGGGUGAACUCACAGCUGUACGCGAGGAGGUGGCAUCCAAGCUGAUGGAGUUGGAGACCAAGGGAAACGAAUUGGAGGCAAAAGAAAACGAGUUGGCGGAAGUUCGGGCAAAGAGCGCCCAGGACCUGGAAGCUCUCCAGCAAAGACAUGCCAGCGAACUGGACUCCAUACGAUGCACCCACCAACAACAACUGGCCAACGCGGCAAAGGAAUUUGACGAAAAGAUUUCUGCCAUUGAGGCGCAAUUGAAUGACAAGGAACAGUCCUGGUCGGAGGAACGGGUUGAAUUGGAGAAGCUGCUCUCGGAGAAGAAUAACGACCUGAUGAGCUCGGAGCGAGAGAAGGAGAAGCUAGAGGAAGACGGUCUUAUCAAAGAACAGCAACUUCAGCGAGCCGUUGAUGGGAUGCGAACCACCAUUGAUCAUCUGGGUGAAGACUGUGACCGAUUGAGGAAGACACUGCACAGCCUUGGUGAAGCGACCGACCUCAAGACCACCAAGGGCGAUAAGUUCUUUCAAGACUGUUUCACUCAGCUUUCGCAAUUGAUCCACCAGCUGUCAAAGGAACACUUUUCUUACCUCCCCAUUGACCCGCCCAAAGAUAUUCUCUCCAAAAUUCCACCCGAGCUGCCAUCCUUCCUCGACAACACCCCAGCCUCUCAAGCACUUCGAUGUGCCUAUGUUGAGCAUGUGGUAUCCAAAACCAUCACCUAUCGGGUAUUCCAGCCCUUCCUGUUCACCCUGGGUCGCCGAUAUGAUAAGGCCGACACUUUCUUCCAAAUGCUGUCCAUGGAUAUCCGUCGAAAGUCCGUCCGCCGCGAGGCCUUUUGGCGCCAGCAAACCCUCAAGGCAGCCUACACCGCCUCCGACGCCAAACAAUCCAUCAACGUGGCAGCAGCGGUGAUCGUAGAUGAGAUCGUUGACCACAUCAAGCACUUCGCUGACCCCAAACACCUGGACACCCUUCUAAUCGGUGUUCGCAAGAUUGUGAAGCUGGCUGCUGAGACCUGGCGCCACGCCCGCGUCGAACGGGAACUCGUUUUGGCUUCCCUGCCCGCACCUGAUGCCCAGGGUAUUUCCAAUGAAGGAUGGGACGAGUACGGUACCUCCGGCGCUUCUAGUCCGGGACCUAAGGGUGAUCCGGCCCGCCAUGUCAUCCUUCGCACUUUCCCAAGUGUCUUGCGGGAGGCUGCCCACGAGGACUUUGCCAGUGGGGAGCGGGCUAGUCCUUGCAUAUACUCACAUGGUGUCUUACUUUAUUCGGAUUCUCCGGUCGUUAUGGCGCGCCUGCAGGAAUUGGCGAAGAGAUCGACUGAUACUUUGGUUGCUGAUGAGCAGUUGUUGCCAAGGACUCCGAAAGGCUCUCGUGAGAACUUGGCACUCAAGGAGAUCGAUAGGUUGGCAACUUUGACUGUCCAGUCGGCGCCGACUAGUCCGACUAAGAAGGGUCAAUUUUGA
Molecule: messenger RNA, 3735 nt
Organism: Penicillium odoratum
Lineage: Eukaryota; Fungi; Ascomycota; Eurotiomycetes; Eurotiales; Aspergillaceae
Exons: 2
Coding region: 1-3735 (1244 amino acids)
Source: RefSeq, a predicted model, not a curated record